Molecule: messenger RNA, 1710 nt
Organism: Thyridium curvatum
Lineage: Eukaryota; Fungi; Ascomycota; Sordariomycetes; Thyridiales; Thyridiaceae
Exons: 2
Coding region: 1-1710 (569 amino acids)
Source: RefSeq, a predicted model, not a curated record
AUGUCUUCGGGUGCCCAGUGGAGCUUGAUGGGAGUGGAUUUCUCAAACCCCAACACGGACCUCGCAAUUCGAUCCAGCUUCACAAUUGUGGCAUACAAACAAGGAGAUCCUCUGUCACUGAGACAUGCGUGGGAGACAAAGACCUCCACGUACAGUCAAAAGAUUUCAGCCCUCAGAACCUGGCUGCAGGAAUGCCGCUCGCACACCACAGACGGCCAUAAUCACUGCCGCCCUGACCCCUUCACUCCACUGAGACUCAUUCGCGUUGGGGUUGACGGGUCACCGCCCCGGCUGGUUGAAACAGAGUCUCGAGAAGGUCAAGCGGAAUACGCAACUCUCAGCUACUGUUGGGGCGGAGAACUACCGCUCCGAACUCUGAAGCAGAGCCGAACCGAGCUCCUCAAAGAAAUCCCUGAACAGUGCCUACCCAGGACCUUUGGGGACGCCAUACAGAUGACACGCGACCUCGAGAUCCCCUACCUCUGGAUUGAUGCUCUGUGCAUUGUUCAGGACGACGAAGAUGAUUGGCAGGAACAAGCGGCAGAAAUGGACAGAAUAUACCAAGGUAGCCAGCUCACCAUCUCGGCUGUCGAUUCGACUGACUGCACCCAAGGCUGCUUUCCGGUAGACAACAGCGGGUGGCGAGAAGGCGAAAUGUUCUUCGAGACCCCAAACUACGGCGGAGAUGACUCCAGUCUGCUUGUCCGCAUCUAUCAAGGUGAUGUACGACACCGGGCCUCGAUAGAUACUCCUCUUAGCUAUCGAGGAUGGACGUUGCAGGAGCAGCUUCUCUCGCCGCGGGUUGUAUCUUGCAUGCAGCCUGAAGUCCAUUGGAAUUGCCUGGGGUCAUACCAAACAGAGUGCGGUCUGCAAUUUAGCAUGUCAACGAUGGACCGUCUCUACCGUCACUCGAAGGGAUGGAUAAUGCCCACAGCCACAGCUCUCAGAAGACCAGGUUCUUCGGGCAGUGUCUGGAGUCGUAUUGCUAACAACUACUCCAAACGGGAGUUCACGUUCUCCGGAGACAGGAUAGUAGCCUUGAUGGGGAUUGUACGCUACCUAUCCACAUGGUGGCAAGACGAGAACAUUCUAGGAUUGUGGAAGUCAAAGUUUGCCCAGGGACUGAUGUGGAUGCGCCGUGGUCCACAUCCGGAUCUUGAUUCUGAAUGCCUUACGAGAUCACUACCGUCCUGGAGCUGGCUUUCGUGCUCAGCAAUAGUGGAAUUCGACUUCUGGAACUGGGAUGCAACAGCCAAAGGAAAUGACAACUAUCAUAUCACAUUGUUGGACCACGCUGUUUGUUGGACUGGGAACCCCUAUACCUCAGCUGUCGACUUCGGUUCCACCUAUGUUCGAGUUGAGGGAUACAUGAAAGAUAUUGAAAUCACGCCUUGUGCUCGGGGAACGGUGUCCAACCCGCCUUUCUUCCAGGUUCUCGGAGAGACUUUGGACUUCGAAAACAAUCCGAGCCCGUGGCGUUGCAUGGGCAAUUUCGACUCGGGGGCGGUGAGCGAGUCCGCCACGUAUCCAUGCUUACUCCUCCGUUCAUGGCAAGCUGACGAGGAGGGAUCCACGCAUGAGAUCUUUCUGAUUUUGGAGCCAGUAGGGAAGCCGCAGGAUGCGAGGUAUCGCCGGAUAGGUCUGGCAAGAAUCCUUGGCGGACGGCCGACUUUUGAUACCAGCAAGAAAGUGUGCAUCACUUUGGUGUGA